Molecule: messenger RNA, 483 nt
Organism: Lodderomyces elongisporus
Lineage: Eukaryota; Fungi; Ascomycota; Pichiomycetes; Serinales; Debaryomycetaceae
Exons: 2
Coding region: 1-483 (160 amino acids)
Source: RefSeq, a predicted model, not a curated record
AUGAUAACGGGAAUCAAUUUACGAUUAAUUGCAUUAUUCUUGACGUUGGACAGCAAAAAUGCGGAGGAAAGAGAAGAGUCUAUUCGGCCAUCUGAAGGUAAAAGAGAGCAAUGGAGAAGCAAAGAGGAAAAGGAAGGGGCAGUUGCACAACAGCAGGAAGAGGAGCUGGAAGAUGAUUAUUAUGCGGCAUUGGAAAAGAAAGAGAAAUUCACACUCUUAGAAGAGCUCAAACGCAAGGAAAAAGAGCAACUACAACGAAUCAAAAAGUUAAGACACGAGGAAAGUGGAUUAAGACAGAGGUUUAGUGGCAAUAGUCAUAGUGGUAGUGGUAGUGGUAAUGAUGGAAGCGAUAAAGUGAAAAAUGUGAAAGUGAAACAGGAACCAGGAAUGGAUCGAGAUGAUAUUAUUGCGGCAGUAACUGGAAGUUCUAUUACUGCAGUUGACGACAAUGACAAUGACGAAGACAAUGAUUAUGACAAAUAA